Drosophila arizonae is the source of this 329-nucleotide messenger RNA. RefSeq lists its product as uncharacterized. Lineage: Eukaryota; Metazoa; Arthropoda; Insecta; Diptera; Drosophilidae. The record is from RefSeq and is a predicted model, not a curated record.
UUAUCCAUAAUUUUCCGAAUGCUUAUCAAAAGUAUUGCAUUGCUGCUGUUGUUCCACAGAGCUGUGCUAGCUGUAAGCACAGCUUGUCCCCUGGAGCAGUCCUGCGGCAAGGCAAACGACAGCAGCGCCAUCUGCCGUCUGGAUGAGCAGACUAUGUGCAUACGAAAAUACGCAUCGAAAUGCCAUAUGGAUAUUGCAGCUUGUCGCGAGGGCGCGAACUACACCGACUUCAGUGACGUUUACUGCCAGAUGGAGACUUAUAUGUGUGAAGAGACGGCGACAUAUGAACGCUGGACCAUAUUCUUCGGGCACGCCAAAGAUUGAUACCA